Scatophagus argus is the source of this 5337-nucleotide messenger RNA. Its product is annotated as serine/threonine-protein kinase 32C-like. Gene Ontology annotation, molecular function: G protein-coupled receptor kinase activity; G protein-coupled receptor binding; ATP binding. The record is from RefSeq and is a predicted model, not a curated record. Gene Ontology annotation, biological process: G protein-coupled receptor signaling pathway; protein phosphorylation; regulation of signal transduction. The transcript has 12 exons. NCBI's taxonomy places the organism in Eukaryota, Metazoa, Chordata, Actinopteri, Scatophagidae. Bases 371 to 1708 code for a protein of 445 amino acids.
AACUCGACACAGCUCUUACUCUCAGCCUCGGCAAACAUAAGUCUCUGUGUUUGGCUGGCAGGCUACGGAAGACAACUGAACACUAGUACCGACUGAUUGUAUUUACCUCCAACUAUAACAAACCGAACAGUCUUUCUUUUAAAAUAUUUUACAAUCUGUCGGUGCCUGCCACAUUUGUUCUGCCCGGGUUUAGGAACAGUUUAAGUCGCGGUGUUCCAAUUUUCAGCAGAAUAAAUAACGAACAAAUAAAGCGAAAUAACGGACACGCUUUGGGUGAAAUGUACGGUUAUGAUUACUGUCUUUUGAGGAGGGUGUCUAACACAGAGCUGUAGUUUCUCUUCAACAAGCGAGGAAUGCAAUCUGAGCAUCAAUGUUUCACUGGGGCAAGUGGAAGAAGAGGAUGGGAGCCAAUAGUUCUUCAAAGAGACCCGUUUUCGAUGAAAAGGAAGAUGUGAAUUUUGACCACUUCCAGAUAUUGCGGGCCAUUGGGAAAGGGAGCUUUGGAAAGGUAUGCAUUGUGCAAAAGCGGGACACCGAGAAGAUGUACGCCAUGAAGUACAUGAACAAACAGCAGUGCAUAGAGAGAGAUGAGGUCCGAAACGUCUUUAGAGAGCUUGAGAUCCUACAGGAAAUUGAACAUGUUUUUUUAGUAAAUCUCUGGUAUUCAUUCCAGGAUGAAGAGGACAUGUUUAUGGUAGUGGACCUCCUGCUGGGAGGAGAUCUGCGCUACCACCUGCAGCAGAGUGUCCAGUUCAGCGAGGAUGCUGUCAAACUCUACCUCUGUGAGAUGACACUGGCGCUCGACUACCUGCAGAGCCAGCACAUCAUCCAUAGAGAUGUCAAGCCAGACAACAUCCUGUUGGAUGAGCAAGGUCAUGCUCAUCUGACAGACUUCAACAUAGCAACCAUAAUAAAGGAUGGAGAGAGAGCCACAGCCUUAGCUGGAACCAAGCCCUACAUGGCUCCAGAGAUCUUCCAGUCUUUUGUAAGUGGAGGGACGGGCUAUGCCUUUGAAGUAGACUGGUGGUCACUAGGGGUGACAGUCUUUGAAGUGCUUCGUGGAUGGAGGCCCUAUGACAUUCAUGCCAGUAACUCAGUGGAGUCCCUGAUUCAGCUCUUCAGUACAGUCAGUGUCCAGUACAGCCCAGCCUGGCCCAAGGACCUGGUUUCCCUCUUGAGGAAACUACUGACAGUGAACCCAGAGCAUCGUUUUUCCAGCCUGUCUGACAUGCAGACAUCUCCCUACCUCGCUGACGUCAACUGGGACGCUGUGUACGAGAAGAAGAUGGAGGCCGGAUUUGUUCCUAAUAAAGGUCGCCUCCACUGCGACCCCACCUUUGAGCUGGAGGAGAUGAUCCUGGAGUCACGCCCCCUUCACAAGAAGAAGAAGAGGCUGGCCAAGAACCGAUCUCGAGACAACAGCAAGGAUUCGCAGUCUGAGAAUGACUACCUACAGGAGUGCCUUGAAGUGGUGCAGCAAGAGUUCAUGAUCUUCAACCGUGAGAAGUUGAAAAGGCGUCAGGAGGAGGGUCAGUCGGAGGCCGGGGGCGACGAUGCCAGCGGAGAUGGGGACGGUGAGGCCGAAGCUGGGGCCACUGACGACGACGCACCCGAGCCAGAGCCAGAACCCGAGCCGGAGCCUGAGCCUGAGUCCUCCUCCAAACUUAGCAUGUGUGGUUCGGUUUGCUCCUCCCCAGGAAGCUGCUAGCGCCACAUCGCCUCACAGUGACGAUCGCAGGUCUCUCUGGCUGCUGCCAUGCCAAUAGAUACGUUCCCACCUCUCUUCUCUGUUGUAGCCAGGAGGAGGAAAAUGCACAGCGGGUUGGGCUUGAUGCACAGCAGGACCCAAAAUGGCUCCCACCAUAUCCCCUUUUUUUUUCUGUAGCAUCCUUUCGGUAAGGCAUGAACGAAGCAGUUUUCCAGAGAGUCCCCGUGCUAGAGUAAGCUCUAACUUCUAUGCAAUGUUAACGUAUAGCAUGAUAAAUAAGGUAUCACUUACUAGGAGGUGUUGUUCACAAGCAGAAAGCUACAUGAGCAUGAUGACAUGCCGAGCAAUAGCAGUCCACAGUUUUUGGAGGGUUGGCGGUUUUGGCGGAGACGCCCUCACAGCCUUCCUCUUCAGAAUCUGAUGGGGACAACUGAAUUAUUCAGCACACACAGGCACUCAGUUUAUAUUGUUGCUUGUGUCUUCAGUUCACUCUUCCCCUCAGCCUCUUUCAUGUUACGGGUGCCCUAAUUCGGAACAAUCAUUUUUCAUUUACUCCUCCUGGAGCGCCUUCCUACUGUUGCAACACCUGUCCAAGACACAUUUGCCGUGAGUGUUCAUGACCAGGAAGGUGUAGCUCGUCUCAUGUUUUAAGCUAGUUUUAAAUUGGUGCCUGUUGACUAUAGUCAGUAUUUGUUAAUCUCACUGUAGCAAUGGAUGCAUUAUAGGUCAAAAAUGCUAGUUUGAAGUCAGCUUUUCUUUUUCCACGCUUCUUUUGGGAUGAUAAGGUACUGUAAGUUAUGGAGAAUCAGUACAGCAAUCAGAAUGAAAGGUUUUGCUUGUCACUGUGUCUGUAAUGGUUACCAGGAUUUAGUAUUUUAGCCCUGCACCAUGCUCUGACUUAAAGAGCAUUCAGAAACUCUGCUCUGGGGAAUAAAUACCAGUCACCAACAGCCACUUCUGUUAAGAAUCUAUUAGAGAGCUCUGUUUACUUCACUGGACAUCAUCUCUCUUUAAGUGCUUGUUUAGUGUAAAGAUCAUCUCCCUGUAGAGCUUGUUUUGGAGCCGUACUUACAUGUGUAGCUGUGCCCUGUUGGUACUUCAAAUCGUAUAGAUGAGCUAGUCUAUUACUGUCAUAGUGAUAGUGGUACAUUUUAAGGUGGCGCCAUUAAUCUCAGUCUGAAUACCUGGGAACAUGUAGCAAAGGUCCACCUUAAAACCCUAAGGCCUAAUAAAGUGAAACCCAUGUAAAUAGCAUACAGUGUAGGUAAUUAAACUCACCACAGUUUUAUGUGGGACUGCGAACUCGACGUAUAAACUAAAGGAAGAGCUGUGUGAAGCUUUGCACUGCUUCGUUCUGCUCUUCUUUCCAAGUGUGCAGGCACAACUUGUAGGCAAAAUAUGCCAAAGCUUUUCUACCAUUUGCAUAACCAUUUAUAAGGAACUUUGAGUGUGUGAAUGUAUGUCUCUUUUUCCCAGUAAAAAAUAAAGUCAGUGUUCCUUCUGCCAGUGAAAAUGCUAUAAUUUGUACAAUCAUAUUGUGAUUAUGUAUAAAGUAUCUAUUUCAGGCAGGUUGGUGGGGGGACUUGAAGUUAUAUUUAGACAUUUGACGAAAGACAUCUAAUUGCUGUCUUUGUAAGAAUUCAAUGAUAAGACUGAUGCCACCCCCAUGUCUGUGAGUUAACUAUGGAGCAGGAGCUGAGAGGCUUAACAUAAAGACUGGAAGUAACUAGCCUGUGUUUCUGUUCAAAGUAAAAAAAAAAAAAUAAAAUAAAAAACAAACAAAAAACACUUGUUAAGAUCCCCAGAACAAAAGUCCUGGAUGGACUGGAUUGUCUUAUCAACACAAUGUAUGUUCUUAUCUAGUGUAAGAGUAACACAUUGCUUUCUGUUAAGCACUUUUUCCACUAAGUAACAUUUUGUGAGUGAUUGAUUACAUUUCAACACUGGUAACAGUAAUUCCUACAGCCAGUGGUGGUUGGCUGGCAGUAAACAUGCUAGCAUGUUAGUUUUCUAUCAACAGUGCUAGCUUGGCUGCCUUUGUCAGCCAUCUGAUCCUCUCAAGCCUCCCAGCUUCCAGUCUUUAUGCUAAGCUAGCAAUUAGCCUAGCUAGCUGUUAGCUUCAUACUUAAGACCCAGAUGUGAGAAUGGUGUCAAUCUCCUCAUCUCAUUGUCAGAAAGUAAAACAAAUAAGUACAUUUCUAUCUAUAGUGUUUAACUAUGUCUUUAAACACUAUAUAUUAUGAUUAGAUUAAGAAGCUUCAUUAAAGGGAUAUAAAGUGGCAUCUUCCAAGUCUGGCAAAAGAUAUGAUGAAUUUAAUAGUCUCAAGCCCUGUGCUUUUUUUUUUUUUGCAUGUACCUUUACAGUAUAAGCUUGUUUUUGCCAAAGCCUGGAGCUUGAGCCUUACUGGCUGAUUUGUGCAUGUACAAGCUUUAAUAGCAUACCUCAGUGUUCACCUGAUAUAGACACAGUCCAAAUCAGGGUGUAACUGGCCUGCGUAAAUAUUUCUGGAUGGUGAUUUUUGUGAACUUAAAACUGUACAAAAUCAUAUAAUUCCAGUGUUAUAUGGACGGCAUGAUAUUUUUAGAUGAUAUGCAGUACCUUUUGGCAUCGCGUAGAUUGUCUUAACGCUUCGGUCAAAUAUACAGGCUCGUAUCCUUGCUGGAUGAGUGGAAUGAGGUCAGCAGUUGUGUGUGAUCCUCUCUUGUGGGUUUAAGUGUUGCGUUAUUGUCUGUGCAGCAAAGGAAGAAUAUUUGGAACUGGGGCAGGUUUUCACUUCACCCUGACACAGAAAUUUGCUGCAUUAUUAAAACACUGAAUGUCUUCAUUGGUGGAAAAGGAAGCUCCGUUAUUUCUAAGACUCAUUAAAGCAGUCUAGACACCAUCAGAAUCAACACAGGUUUCAAGUGGAUGUGUUGUUUAUGUUAAUCAUUUGUAAAUGGAUAAUGACAGUUAAUUUAAGUGUAGCUUUUCUCAAAGUUACAAUACUAAUCUGCAGUUUUGGCAUUUGUUCCUUGAUAUCAGUGAUCAUUCCUAAUUGAAUUGCUCUUGCAAACCCGCCUGACAUGUUUCUUUAUGUGUUAAUGUUCUGGAUGCUGUUAAGUGUUUAAAAAAAAAAACAAAAAAAAAACAAUAAUAAUAAUAAAACAAGGCAUUGUUCUAGUGUUUGACCAGCAACAGCAUGUCUCCUAUUCAACUGUUUUCUGAUGGAUGCUCUCAAGAUGUACCAAUCUGUAGAUGUCUUAACUCUGUGGAUACAGUUUGAAAUUCAGUGCCCUGUUGAGAAAACAAGUCAAGAAGAAGAAAAUGUGAUUUUAUGCCACUCUUUUCCUCCUUGUGAUCUGAUUUUGCAUAAUGUUCUCGUGCUGCAGGAUUUUUAUGGAGAGUCAGUGAAAAGCCUUGUUACUGUACCAACUGAAACUGUUCCAUGUGUUUAAAAAAAUGCUGCUUUAACUGCUUUGAUAAAGAAAUAAACCUCCUUCCAGUAGUUUGAGGUCUCUGUGUCUUUGUCAUUGCUUCUGAGAUACAGAUUUAAAGGCACAGUUUUUCUGCAGACAGUAGAGGGUGAUGAAGAGAAGGGGUACGAGUUAACUGAGCAGAGGUGUCCACAGUGAAUUCAUCUCUUUGAGUA